AUGCCUCCAAAAGGUCUCAAAACUCUCUCCAAAAAGAAGAAGAAGACUAAAGAGCCCGUCGAAAUCUUCGAUGUUGGUCGUCCUCGACCACAAAGAGCCUUGGAUUGUGCUCGAAUAAUGGUCGAUUUCCUCGAGGCAAUGUUCCAUAAAUUGGCCCUGCAAUACUGCGACUUGAAAGGAAAAGUCGCCGAUUCCUUCUGUGGGAUCUUGUAUUAUCGCUGUGCGAGAGAAGCGAUCCGAACUUACAUGACGGACAUGAGAUCCACACUCAGGUAUUGGAUCAGCCAUCAACACUUGACCCGAUUUUCGGUCGUUUUGAAGGACGUGCAGAGCGGGGAAGAGCUGGGGAUUAUCACGUUUGGGUUGUUCUCGGGGACUGACAGAAAUUGGGCGUCAAAGUGAGAACUUUUUAUAUUGUACUUGGUAUUAGUCAAAAAGAAAAUAUCAUCAAAAGAAAAAAAAAGUUUUUAGAGCCAUUCGAAAGGGAGUGAUACACGAACUGAAGGAUCAGCUGAUGAUUUUGUUUGAGAAAUUGGAUGAACUUCCCACCAGAGAGCAGUUCUUGAAAGAUUUUGGAGAGCGAGGUAAGAAUAAGGAGGAAAAUGAGGUGAAGAUGGUUCGCGAUUUGAAGACAGAGCCUUUUCUGAUACUUUACAUUUAAUUUCAAGCUUCUCUGGCUUUUAAAAUUUUGGAUAACAUCAAUUUUUCCAUUUUUUGUCAUGUUGAAUAUCCGGUUUUCGUGUGAAUUUGAUUUUUUUAUGUUGUCUUAGGCUGUGUGUGUAUUUAUAAUGCUUUAUAUGUGUUAUUGUGUGUUUCAGAAGUGGGUGCCAAGAUCCGUUUAUCCUUGCUGCCUGAGGUCCCAAAACCCGAUCUUGUCUCGGUAAGUUGCACUGUGCAGUAGCUAAAAAAUUUUCAAUAUCGAUUUUGAGUAAUACAAAAAUGGAGACGUCUCGUAUUUUACCCCAAAACUUUUAGGCCAUAAAAUGGAAGCAUGAUCCAGAUGCUUUGUGUGCCCCAAAGAAGAAACUCCUCUACUCAACCCCUCGAAUUAACAGUGAAUUUGUCGAGUUCUCACUUCAAUGUAGCUCUUCGAUCAUUGGAAAGGACUAA
This is a messenger RNA of Bursaphelenchus xylophilus (pine wood nematode), 1110 nucleotides long. NCBI's taxonomy places the organism in Eukaryota, Metazoa, Nematoda, Chromadorea, Rhabditida, Aphelenchoididae. The record is from the annotation of a GenBank genome assembly.